Messenger RNA from Nicotiana tabacum (common tobacco), 1093 nucleotides. The record is from RefSeq and is a predicted model, not a curated record. NCBI's taxonomy places the organism in Eukaryota, Viridiplantae, Streptophyta, Magnoliopsida, Solanales, Solanaceae.
UUUUAAAAGAAAACCCCAUAAUUCUUUGCCAUGAUUUCAGUAUGAGGAUUGCAUCAAAGAUUGUGACCAAGCUGUUGAAAGGGGGAGAGAGCUAAGGUCAGACUUUAAAAUGAUUGCAAGGGCUCUGACUCGAAAGGGAACUGCCUUGGCAAAGAUGGCAAAAAGUUCAAAGGAUUUUGAAGUUGCAAUUGAGGUUUUCCAGAAAGCCCUGACUGAACAUCGCAACCCGGAUACUCUGAAGAAACUCAAUGAUGCUGAGAAGGCGAGAAAGGAAUUAGAGCAGCAAGAGUAUUUCAAUCCGCAAAUAGCAGACGAAGAGCGUGAGAAAGGAAACCAGUUCUUCAAAGAGAUGAAAUAUCCCGAGGCGGUUAAGCAUUACACUGAAUCCAUAAAGAGGAAUCCUAAAGACCCGAGGGCAUAUAGCAACCGGGCUGCUUGCUACACGAAGUUAGCUGCAUUGCCUGAGGGGCUCAAGGAUGCUGAGAAGUGCAUUGAGCUUGAUCCAACAUUUGUAAAGGGCUACACCAGGAAAGGUGCUGUUCAAUUCUUCAUGAAAGAGUACGAAAAAGCUAUGGAAACUUACCAGGAAGGAUUGAAGCAUGAUCCUCAGAAUCAGGAACUGCUAGAUGGUGUGAAGAGAUGUGUGGAGCAAAUAAACAGGGGAAGCCGUGGAGAUCUAACUCCAGAGGAACUCAAAGAGAGACAGGCCAAGGGAAUGCAGGAUCCAGAAAUUCAGAACAUCCUUACAGACCCAGUAAUGAGACAGGUGCUAACUGACUUUCAAGAGAACCCAAAAGCUGCGCAGGAUCAUAUGAAGAACCCUCUUGUGAUGAACAAGAUCCAAAAGUUGAUUAAUGCAGGAAUUGUCCAAGUUAAAUAAGUAGAGAAACAUUCACAAUUCACAAGAGAAAUAGGGCAUGGCUAUCCAUUAUUUGUUGUCGUUCGUGUAUUCAAGGGAAUCGUUCAUAGAACUCCUUUUACUCUUUUGAGGGUGUAAGGUCGCACAAUGUUUUGGUUUCCCGUUUUUCUUCUGUGGCAACUGUUAAAAUUUGCAUCUUGUUGGCAUUUUUAUGUCCUCCUGAUUGUUGUACUA